Molecule: messenger RNA, 2930 nt
Organism: Melanotaenia boesemani (Boeseman's rainbowfish)
Lineage: Eukaryota; Metazoa; Chordata; Actinopteri; Atheriniformes; Melanotaeniidae
Product: potassium voltage-gated channel subfamily C member 1-like
Exons: 5
Coding region: 144-1907 (587 amino acids)
Biological process (GO): protein homooligomerization; potassium ion transmembrane transport
Cellular component (GO): neuronal cell body membrane; axon; voltage-gated potassium channel complex
Molecular function (GO): delayed rectifier potassium channel activity; protein binding
Source: RefSeq, a predicted model, not a curated record
UCCUCUGCUCCUCUCUCCUCCGCUCUUUCUGCCCAGCAGCUGCUGCAGACUGACAGCUGAGACCAGGACCAGCGGUGGAUGGGACGCAGCAGCAGCCACAGCAGCAGCAGGGCGCACCAACCGAAGCAUGCCCCAGCGCAGUCAUGACUUGCUCGGCGUCAGAUAGCGAGAAAAUCGUCAUCAACUGCGGAGGGAUCCGACACGAGACCUACCGGAGCACCCUGAAGACGCUGCCGGGCACGCGCUUGUCCUGGCUGACCGAGCCCGACGCGUUCAGCAACUUUGACUACGACCCCAAGUCCGACGAGUUCUUCUUUGACCGCCACCCGGCCACUUUCGCCUUCAUCCUAAAUUAUUACCGUACCGGCAAGCUCCACUGUCCCAACGAUGUCUGCGGGCCGCUAUUCGAGGAGGAGCUCGCCUUCUGGGGCAUCGAUGAGACCGACGUGGAGGCGUGCUGUUGGAUGAACUACAGGCAGCACCGCGACGCAGAGGAAGCUCUGGACAGCUUCGAGACCCCCGAGCCAGACGCACCGGAGGAUGACCCGGCGCUCACCGGCGGAGCGGAUGGCGACCUGAGGCGGCUGUGCAUGCAAGAAGACGGCCGCAGGGCCACUUGGUGGGAAGUGUGGCAGCCCUGGAUGUGGGCGCUGUUCGAAGACCCCUACUCCUCCAAAUACGCCCGGUAUGUGGCGCUUGCCUCCCUCUUCUUCAUCCUCCUCUCUAUCUCCACCUUCUGCCUGGAGACCCAUGAGGCCUUCAACACCAUCUACAAUAAAACGGAGAACGUCACUACUGGGAACAUCACACGUGAGGAGAUUGUAUAUGAAGUUGUCACAGAUGGCUGGCUGACAUAUGUGGAGGGCGUCUGUGUCAUCUGGUUCACUAUUGAGGUGAUGGCCCGCGUCAUCUUUUGCCCCGACAAAGCAGAGUUCUUCCGCAGUGCCCUGAACAUCAUAGACUUUGUGGCCAUAGUGCCCUUUUACCUGGAGGUAGCGCUUAGUGGCCUGUCCUCCAAAACAGCCAAAGAUGUGUUAAGCUUCCUGCGUGUCGUACGCUUUGUCCGUAUCCUGCGUAUAUUCAAGCUGACCCGCCAUUUUGUUGGUUUACGGGUUCUGGGCCAUACUCUGAGGGCAAGCACCAAUGAGUUCUUGCUGCUAAUCAUUUUCCUGGCACUGGGCGUCCUCAUCUUUGCUACCAUGAUCUACUAUGCUGAACGUAUCGGAGCUGAUCCAGAUGAUCCAACUGCUGCAGCCCACACCAACUUUAAAAACAUCCCCAUCGGCUUCUGGUGGGCUGUGGUAACCAUGACCACACUGGGAUAUGGGGAUAUGUACCCAGAGACAUGGUCAGGAAUGCUGGUGGGUGCCCUCUGCGCCUUGGCAGGUGUACUGACCAUUGCCAUGCCCGUACCAGUCAUUGUCAACAACUUUGGCAUGUACUACUCCCUGGCCAUGGCCAAGCAGAAGCUGCCCAAGAAAAGGAACAAGCACAUCCCGAGAGCACCACAACCAGGCAGCCCUAACUACUGCAAACCAGACGCUUUGGCAAUGGCAACUGCUUCUCCACACAGGCUAAUGGGCAACGUCCUUGGGCCAGGUAUGGUGGGAUCCGGGAGCAUGAUGGGUACUGGAGACUGCCCCCUGGCACAGGAAGAGAUCAUCGAGAUAAACAGGGCAGACUCCAAGCAGAAUGGUGAUGCUGCAGCCAAUGCAGCAGCCCUGGCCAACGAGGACUGCCCCACCAUCGACCAAGUGUUGGGGGACGAGCGCAGCCCAGCUACUGGAGGCCUUGGUUCCAACACCAGUCGUGAGCGCUACCCACAUGACCGGGCCUGCUUUCUGCUGAGUGCAGGGGAGUUCCAGCGCACUACAGACGGAAAUGUUCGGAAAGUGCUGAGUUUCUAAUGCUUCCACCAUUUUCACCAUAAGAAGAGGGAAACUGUAAACUCAAAACUGCUGCUCCUCCACUUCCUCCAAAUCAAUGUAAAAACUGAGAGAAAGCGAGAAGAGAGAGAACACCAUCAUCAUUAUCAUCAUCACAUCCAGGACAAAUAACUGGAUUUUAAUACGGGAGACCAAAUAUUCCACCUGUAGUGAACCGGCAGUCCGAACAAAUCACAUGAAAGGAUUUUCCUGGAUGGAAAGCUGGUGAUGUGUAAGAGCUCCCACAGAGACUGAUCUGGUGAUUCCACUGCUGAGCUGCAGGUAACGGCGGGCUGGAGUCUACUCACACAUAUCUGAAAACUCAAGCCAUAUCAUGCAAAUUUGUUCUCACCCAGCUCUUUCUACAGACUGUAAACUGAACAUCCGAGUAACUUUUGUCCCACCCUGAUAGAAAUUAGCCAAAGACAGAUGUGGAACGACAUGUCAGAUGGGACAAACAGAAACCCACAGAUCAACCUAAUAUAAAAGACAAGGAUAUCAUCAGCCAACUUCCUCUCUCUCGCUCUCUCUCUCUCUCUCUCUCUCUCUCUCUCUCUCUCUCUCUCUCUCUCUUCUCUCUUUCUAUCUAUCCCCCCCCUAAAAUCUUUGUGGUCCCUUUCCUGCAUCUCAACACUGCGACUGCUCCUCCUCUAUAGCAAAUAUGCAUGGCAUGAAUGAAACCAAUAAAAAUCAGGAGAAGGACAAUGAAAUGAAGGGUUUUUAAAAAAAAAAAAGGCGGGUGGAGUUUAAUGAGGAAGUUGCAGAAAGACCUUAUCUUUAGCUUUGUCCCACUUAGCAGUCUCAGAGUAAAGACAUUGGCUUCCCUUUUUAACUCGUCUAAUCUGCUGUUAAUGGAUGAAACUGCACCCUCUGGAGGCGGAGAGGAUGAGUAGACGCGCCCUCCUCUUAGAGAAUGGGGGAGGAAGGCGAUUGUGAAGACCACACCUGUCGGGAUGUGGGAAAAGAAAGAAGGCACUUUACGGGAUUUAGAGAACACCUAUUAUA